Molecule: messenger RNA, 1734 nt
Organism: Nymphalis io (European peacock)
Lineage: Eukaryota; Metazoa; Arthropoda; Insecta; Lepidoptera; Nymphalidae
Product: alpha-amylase 1-like
Exons: 10
Coding region: 126-1628 (500 amino acids)
Biological process (GO): carbohydrate metabolic process
Molecular function (GO): alpha-amylase activity; cation binding
Source: RefSeq, a predicted model, not a curated record
AAUAUCGGUGCCAAAUGCUCUGGGACUACAGUAGAUGUAGAUAGUAAUGGGCGUGCACAUUUCUGCAUAUCGCAGCACGCUGAAGAUAUGCACAUUGCUUUACAUGUUGGGAUUGAGAAAUCAGGAUGAUGCGUUUCAUCCUUUUAGUGUCAGCUGCCACUAUGGCGGUGGCAUUCAAAAAUCCUCACUAUGCAGCUGGGCGGUCCACUAUGGUCCAUCUCUUCGAGUGGAAGUGGGACGACAUUGCGGCUGAGUGUGAAAGGUUCCUCGGACCGCGUGGAUUUGGUGGCAUUCAGAUCUCCCCUCCUAAUGAAAAUUUGGUGAUCUGGUCAAAGAAUCGUCCGUGGUGGGAGCGUUACCAGCCCAUCUCCUACCGACUGAUCACUCGUUCUGGUAACGAAAAUCAAUUCGCCAAUAUGGUGCGACGUUGUAACAACGCUGGUGUGAGAAUUUACGUGGACGCCAUCAUCAAUCACAUGACUGGAACAUGGAACGAAAACGUUGGCACGGGAGGCAGUACUGCCAAUUUCGGUAACUGGCAUUACCCAGGCGUACCUUACGGAAGAAACGAUUUCAAUUGGCCCCAUUGCGUCAUCUCUGGCAACGACUAUAACUGUUGUGCUGACAGAGUACGUAAUUGUGAGUUAUCAGGUCUUAAAGACUUGAACCAAGGAUCAGAGUACGUCCGUACACAGAUUGUCAAUUUCAUGAAUCGCCUCAUCAAUUUGGGUGUUGCUGGAUUCAGAAUCGACGCUGCAAAGCACAUGUGGCCCCGUGACCUUAGCGUCAUCUAUAGUCGACUCCAUAAUCUGAAUACAGCCCAUGGCUUCCCAUCUGGUGCUCGUCCGUAUAUUUUCCAAGAAGUCAUUGAUUUAGGAGGUGAAGCUAUAAGUCGAAAUGAGUACACUUCACUCGCUGCAGUAACCGAGUUCAGAUUUGGACUGGAACUUAGCCGUGCGUUCUCCGGACAAAACCAAUUGAGAUGGUUGAGCAACUGGGGACCACAAUGGGGUCUCCUCGCUUCGGGUGAUUCUCUGGCCUUCAUCGAUAACCACGACAACCAGAGAGGCCACGGUGCUGGUGGUAAUAUCUUAACCUACAAACGAUCCAAGCAGUAUAAGGGAGCUAUCGCGUUCAUGUUGGCCCAUCCUUAUGGCCAGCCACAAUUGAUGAGUAGUUAUGCUUUCCAUGACACUGAAGCUGGACCACCGAUGGACAGGCAUGGCAAUAUUAUCUCACCAUCUAUUAAUUCCGAUAAUAGCUGUGGUAAUGGGUGGGUUUGCGAGCAUCGCUGGCGCCAAAUUGCCAGUAUGGUUGGCUUCCGUAACGUUGCUGGUAACACUGGUAUCAACGACUGGUGGGACAAUGGUAGCAACCAGAUCGCCUUCUGUCGCGGUGGCCAAGGUUUUAUUGCUAUCAACAACGACAAUUGGAAUUUGAACCAAAACUUGCAGACUUGCCUCCCAGCUGGUAGAUACUGUGAUAUAAUUUCUGGUGAAAAGAGAAACAAUUCAUGUACUGGUAAAACAAUUACUGUUGGUAACGACGGCCGUGCGCAUAUCUCCAUCGGUUCCAAUGAAUAUGAUAUGGUUCUCGCCAUACACAGAGGAGCUGAGUCACGACUCUAAAAAGGUGAAAAAGAAUAUCAGACGAGUGAAGAGCUACUAAAGAAGAAACUAAAAACAUCUAAAUCUUCUGAAGUGAAUAGCCAUAAGAUGAAUAGUAAAUAAAACA